AUGGCUGCGCAGGACAGAGAAAUUCUCCCGGAUGCGGUCAAGCCCAUCAACUACCAUGUCUCGCUGUUUGAUCUGCAGCUGGGUGGUUCCUGGGCCUACAACGGUCUGGUCAAGGUAGACCUGACCGUGAAGCGCCCGACCAAGGAAAUCGUUUUGAACUCCAAGGAAAUCGAGGUUCAGACCGCCGAGGUCUUUGCUAAGGAUGGUGCCAAACUGGCGACGGCUUCCGACAUCUCGUAUGAUAAGAAAUCCGAGAGAGUCACCUUCACCUUUCCCCAGGAGAUCACGUCUUCCGACGCUGUCCUGUCCGUCGCAUUCAAGGGAACCAUGAACAAUGCCAUGGCUGGCUUCUACCGAUCCAAGUAUAAGCCCGUGGCCGAGCCUGCGGCUGACACCCCCAAGGAGGAUGACUUCUACUACAUGCUGAGCACUCAAUUCGAGUCCUGUGACGCACGUCGGGCGUUCCCCUGUUUCGACGAGCCGAAUUUGAAGGCCACUUUUGACUUUGAGAUCGAAGUUCCCCGGGGACAGACUGCUCUCAGCAACAUGCCCAUCAAGUCCGAAAGAGAUGGCAGCAAACCGGGUCUCAAAUUCGUCACCUUUGAGAGAACCCCUGUCAUGAGCACCUAUCUUCUGGCCUGGGCAGUCGGUGACUUUGAAUAUGUGGAGGCCAUGACCCAGCGCAAGUACAACGGAAAAAGCAUCCCGGUGCGCGUGUACACCACCAGGGGUCUCAAAGACCAGGCCGUCUUUGCCUUGGAGUGCGCCCACCGUACUGUUGACUACUUUUCGGAAGUCUUCGAGAUCGAAUAUCCUCUCCCUAAGGCGGACCUUCUUGCCGUGCAUGAGUUUGCCAUGGGUGCCAUGGAGAACUGGGGUCUGGUUACCUACCGGACGACUGCUGUCCUGUUCGAUGAGGGUAAAUCCGACACUCGGUAUAAGAACCGCAUUGCUUAUGUGGUUGCACAUGAGCUUGCUCACCAGUGGUUCGGUAACCUGGUUACAAUGGAUUGGUGGAAUGAGCUGUGGUUGAACGAAGGAUUCGCAACCUGGGUUGGAUGGUUGGCAGUGGAUCACUUUUACCCUGAAUGGAACGUGUGGUCUCAGUUUGUUGUACGCAACUCCCGAGGUGUCCAACAAGCGUUCCAGCUCGAUUCGUUGCGCGCCUCUCACCCAAUUGAAGUCCCCGUGAAGAACGCCUUGGAGGUUGACCAGAUCUUUGAUCAUAUCAGCUACCUCAAGGGAAGCUCGGUGAUUCGCAUGUUGAGCAACCAUCUCGGCCAGGAGACUUUCCUUCGCGGAGUGGCUGCGUACCUCAAGGCUCACGCAUACGGCAACGCCACCACAAAUGACCUCUGGUCUGCCUUGAGCAAGGCUUCUAACAAGGAUGUGAACAGCUUCAUGGACCCCUGGAUUCGCAAGAUUGGUUUCCCUGUCGUGACUGUGGCAGAAGAGCCCGGCCAGAUCAGUGUUCGUCAGAACCGCUUCCUCUCGACAGGCGAUGCGAAACCCGAGGAAGACGAGACGACCUGGUGGGUGCCGCUGGGCAUCAAGUCCGGCCCGAAGAUGGAGAAUGUGAACAGCCUUGCGCUCGUUUCCAAGUCAGACACCAUUCAGGAUGUCGGUCAGGAUUCCUUCUACAAGAUCAACAAGGACUUGUCGGGAUUCUAUAGAACCAACUAUCCUGCUAACCGCCUGGCCAAACUGGGCCAAUCGCUGGACCUGCUGAGCACUGAAGACAAGAUUGGCUUGAUCGGUGAUGCUGCUGCCCUUGCCGUGUCCGGAGAAGGAACCAGUGCUGCCUUACUGGCUUUGCUGGAGGGAUUCAAGGACGAAACCAACUACUUGGUGUGGUCUCAGAUCUCCGCGUCUCUUGGCAACCUGCGUUCCGUCUUUUCGCAGCAUGAUGCUGUGUCUGCGGGACUGAAGAAGUUUACGUCUAGCUUGUCUUCUCCCGCGGCCGAGAAGAUUGGCUGGGAGUUCAAGGAGAACGAAGACUAUCUCACCGUGCAGCUCCGCAAGCUUUUGAUCUCCAUGGCUGGAAUUGGUGGCGAUGAAAAGGUUAUCGCCGAGGCCAAGCGCCGAUUCGAUCUUUGGGCGAGCGGCAAGGACAAGAGUGCGGUGCACACCAACCUCCGCUCCGCCAUCUUUGGCAUUUCGGUGUCCGAGGGCAGCCGUGCCGAAUAUGAUGCGGUGAAGCAGGAGUACCUCAAGACGGAUUCGGUGGAUGGCAAGGAAAUUUGCUUGGCCGCGCUUGGACGGACGAAGGAUGCUGCCCUAGUGACGGACUAUCUCGACUUUGUGUUCUCCGAUAAGGUCGCCAUCCAGGAUGUCCACAAUGGAGCGGUCUCGUUGGCUGCGAACUCCAAGGUCCGCCACCUGCUCUGGGAAUACAUGAAGAAGAACUGGGCUGCAGUGGAGGCUCGGCUGUCGACGAACAACGUGGUGUUUGAGAGAUUCGUGCGGAUGGGUCUGUCGAAAUUUGCGGAUUCCCAGGUCGGCGCGGAGAUUACGUCGUUCUUCCAAGACAAGGACACCAGCGCUUACGACCGGGCCUUGGUGAUUGUGUCGGACAGCAUUCGGACCAACGCGCGGUACCAGGAGCGGGAUGAGAAGCUGGUGUUGGAGUGGCUUCAGGCUCACGGGUACGCAUGA
Molecule: messenger RNA, 2655 nt
Organism: Aspergillus terreus NIH2624
Lineage: Eukaryota; Fungi; Ascomycota; Eurotiomycetes; Eurotiales; Aspergillaceae
Product: M1 family metallopeptidase
Exons: 12
Coding region: 1-2655 (884 amino acids)
Biological process (GO): proteolysis; peptide catabolic process
Cellular component (GO): cytoplasm
Molecular function (GO): peptide binding; metalloaminopeptidase activity; zinc ion binding
Source: RefSeq, a predicted model, not a curated record